UUCGGGUGAAAGCUGUCUUCCCAGCGCCACUGGCCCGACAAAACGCUGCUGUAGCAGAGCCAGUCCGCACCGACCCGAGGCAGAGCACACACACGGGAGAGAGCACGUACGCACACGGGAAAUCUUUUUUUGUUCGACCGAGUGGCUUUGAUUUGCAUAUCCACUUCCACUCCUUCCUCAUUUGCAUACAGCAAGAAUGGCGAGCGGGCAUCCCACAGACAAAUUCAGUUUCAUGUAUCAACCAGACACGCACAAGAGUAAGAACAGGUUAUCUUCAGCUAUGAAUCCAGUCUACAGCCCUGUUCAGCCUGGCACCCCAUAUGGAAAUCCCAAGAAUAUGGCCUUUACAGGCUAUCCAGGAGGGUAUCCUGCCACGGCUCCCACCUAUACACCCAACCUUUAUCAAACAGGCAGUCCUGGGUAUCCACCAGGAUAUACUCCAGCAGGAACCCCAUACAAAGUGCCCCCCACUCAGUCAAAUGGAGCACCCCCUCCUUACACCCCAACCCCGACCCCGUACCCGACAGCUAUGUACCCCAUCCGCAGUGCCUACCCUCAGCAGAACAUAUACGCACAGGGAGCCUACUAUACCCAACCAGUGUAUGCGGCUCAGCCACAUGUGAUCCAUCACACCACCGUGGUGCAGCCUAACAGCAUCCCCUCCACAGCCCUCUACCCAGCCCCCGUCCCUGUACCUGCUCCUCGCAACAAUGGCAUGGCUGCCAUGGGGAUGGUAGCUGGGACAACUAUGGCCAUGAGUGCAGGAACUCUGCUGACAACGCCCCAGCACCCCCCGAUUGGAGCACACCCAGUUACUGUGCCAACCUACAGGCCCCAAGGGACACCUGGGUACAGCUACGUACCACCUCACUGGUAGAGCCCACCCAUCAUAUCUGGAGUCCACCAUCGUAUGCAACUGCUCAAAUCUUACACGAGCUCCCAUCGGUAACCAUGGGAACUCGGCACCUGUCUGCAAGAACAAAACUAAAGUGCAACAGCCACUUUACUAUUAUUGUUAAUGUUAUUAUGCGACAUUCUCUAACGUUUUUACAAAAGCUGCUUUUAUUUUUUAUUUCUUUUUCUCUGUUCAUUUGCCAACCAGUCAUUACCUUAUUUUGUAUCGUUAUUUUAUUUGAUUUUCCUCAUUUUCUUUUUGCUGUGUCUGUCAUUGGAACUCCAGAAGGACUCUUGACCAAUCACAGGUGUCGGUCGCUCCUGUUUCUGUGUUGUGCUGGUGUGUGUGGUCCUGCCUGCUGCUGCUCAGUUGGCUGGAAAAUAUUGGGCACUUAUUCUUCAUUAUCAUCUCCAUCGGUCACUACAAAGACUUAUUGACUUAUGCUGCCAAAUUUUCUAACGACUAGAUAUCAGCACAGGGUUUUAACAUAAUUAGGAUUUUUGUUUUUCGGGUUGCUGUAAAAAAAAUUUGAACUGUUUCUUUUUAUCACACUCAGCUGAAUUACUUCACCUGUAAACUUUUGUUCUUCCUUCCUUUUCAUCCGUUUUUUUUAACCAGUUUGUUUAAUUUUCAGUUCAAUCUCAGUCGUCUUCCAGCGCUUAGCUGUCUGUCCGGCAGUAGUCAGUCCAUCAUCCCCGUUGUUACGUCUCUGUGUGAGUGCUACGUCAGUGCUAUGAGCACUAACUCGCCAUCACCCGUCGUGCUGCGCGUCCCACAUUGUCCACAUUAACAUUGUACCUAGUACACUAAAAAAAAAAAACAUCAUCUACUUCAUGCUACAUACUAUGCAGGCUAGUAUGUUGUAACACUAUCGGAAUCUUAACCUAGCUAGAGAACAUUUCGGGGUUGUUUGGGUCACGUCAGCUUUUUUAUGUGGUUAGCGUAGGUCAGUGCAUUUAGAAAAAAAAAUGUAAAAAAUCUUUAUACUAACUGUGUCGACAGCAUGGGUGGUCACGCACACUUUCUCACACACAUACACACACAACACACGCGCAGGGGCUCCUGUGGUGUGUUGAAAAACACACGAUCACUUCGUGGCACUUACUGUACAGUACCUCCAGUUAUGUUGUUAACUGAUCGACACACACGCAAACAAACAAGCAAACGCAUACAAGACAUGGAUUUCUGGGGGUGUGCAUGGCAGACACAGCCAGCAGAGAAGGAGUUUAAAGGGAUUGUGUUGGCAGCAGGAGAGGAGAGCAGAGCAGGGAGGGACGAGGAGAGCAGACAGCAAGAAAGGAGGAGGAGAUGACAUAUUCACAGUCUGUCAUUUCGCUUCAACGUACAAGACAUUUGAGUUUGUGACAUCUCACCUGCAAGAGACUGCACAAACAGACAGCUAUUUUUGCACUGUAUGUAUUGUACAUUGAUUUUUUUUUUUCCCUCUCGCUGUGAUUAUCGUCUCCUCCUCCGUCCUUUUUCCAGGGGAGGACUAAUAACCAAACACCCCAUAAAUGAGAACCCAAGAAAAUUGAGUUUUCAGUUAAUAAUGGACCAGUUAAAUACACAAAUGUGCUAAUGAAUGGCUAGCAUUCACGCUAGUCCACUUCUAAAAAUGUACAUUGCAGCCGUCUGACGAGGAUGAACGCGUGCAACACCCGAUCCAUGUCAUUGUAACAGAUGUAAUUUUCAGAAUCGGAGUCAGAAUUUAGGUUCUGUUGCAAGAGCGAAGCAGGUUGUAUUUGAAGAAGUGAUGGUUUGUUGUUCAUAGCAGGAGUGCGUAUGUCUUUUUGCAUUACGUUUCCAUAUGCAAAUGCAUUUAAAUUCACAAUAUGAUGAUCCAUAUUAAGCAAACUCAUUCUGACUCUUUGUUUAUUGGUCCUCGACUGAAGAAAAGGGGUGGGGGUGUGAGGUGGUAGCUAGAGAGUGGUGGUGGGAUUUAAUAUUUAGGUGAGGCCUGUGGCAUUUUUCAGGAUUUACAGAAAAAAAAAGAAAAAAAAAACAAGACUCAAAUCACAACUUCAAGAUCUGUGGAGUACAGAUCGGUAUAACAAAAAGCAUUUACUGCGCGGGUAUGUGGAUGAAGUGGUUUGAUAUUGCAAUAAAAUAAGAGGGAAUGCCUCCAACAGUUAACACACAGUGAUUAUUUUAUCAGCGUUUUGAAUUGAUUUUUUUAAAUAAAAAAAAAAGCUUAUUGUUGUAAUCUCUAAAUAUGGAUUCAAGGCUCUGUAUGCAGCCUCCAUUCAAUAAUUAUUACAGUUACUGCUAAGAAAAGUAGAACAUAUCAAAAUUUGGGGUAUUGAAUAACAUUGUGAGGACAUAUUGCACAACGCAAGAUUUAAAAAAAAAUAAAAAAGAAACUUGACUAUACUACUAUAAUUUAAUGCUAAGUAACAGGUACCUAGGCUUUGUAGUGCAAGACAGAGGAAGAAGCAAUUUAUAUCAUAAUUAAAAUAAAACAAUAAGGUCGAGUGUUUGAGGUAUUCUUAGUCCAGAUGUUUGUACACUAGUAGGUUAAUUCUCAAGAAAAUAUUGCAUAAUGCCGCUGUCGGAUGAAAACCGCCUAUAUUUUAGCCCUAUUUUUAAAAUGACUCUUGUAUUUUAGACGAUAUCGCGUGGUUGUUAUUGGCGUAGGAGUCAGAAAGUGUUCCCACCGUGUAAGGAUCUUGUAUAUGUAAAUUUAAGCCAGUAAAACGGAAAAAUACAUACGCAAACUGGAUUUUCUUGCGACAGCAGUAAUGUUACUCUACAUUAGGAUUUAUUUAACCAACCACUACUUUUGUCAGUAUUUCUCAAUUAAAUUUUUUUUUUAAUUUUUUUUUCUCUCUUCUUCUCUCCCUCUGGUCAAUUGAGCAUAUUGGGUAUGCAUAAUAUUCAGGUGUAUUUCACUAUAGCAUUGGAUUUCUAAGUUUAAAAAACAUGCAGUAUAUUUAUACAGCAAGUGGUACAGUAAUGUAUUUCUAGCUAAGCAUGGUUGCAUCAGUGUGGCAGCUACUGUUUGUGCUUUUACUAUUUUUAUUUUUUUUUCUUUUUCUUCUUACCUCUUCUUCUGCAUCUCUGUCCUCUACAUAUCUGUCACUAAGGGGGGAGGAGUUAACACAAGGUCUGUAAAUACAUCCAGUUAGGACUUGUGGAAUUUCUUGUCACCUAAUUCCCACGUUUUUAUGAUUGUCGCCUGAAUUUACAGACGUUGAGGGAAGUAGAGGAUGAACGACAGAACCGAAAUGGAAAUGUUUGUCUCAACCGAGAAAGGCUACGGUCUUCCGUUUCCGUUCUGCAGGUGCAAAGAUACACUGAACGAUGUCUCGAAAACCCUCGGCCUCCACACCCUUUGUUCUGUGCCAUAUUUCACCAACUGUCGUUCAGUAAAUAUUAGUUUCUUCUCCUAAUUAACUGGUGAAUUCUGAGUCCUUGUUACGUCUAGCUUCCUGUGAAUCUGUGUUUUUCCGAUUGCUGUCCUGUUUCUCACGUCGUUGAUGCAUAUUGCCUGUCUGACUUUUUAUCUUACUGUAUCCUCUGUGUUUAUCCUCGUUUUCACUUUGUGCCCUUCGGAGGCCAUUUUGCAUCCCUCUAAACAUUUAGUUUUAUUGCAUUUAGGGAUGCAAAAUGAUGUUGGGUCAUAUUGUACUGUUUCCUCCCUUUACCACUCUUAUCAGUUAUUUUAACUCUCACACUUUUAUGUUUUAUUUUUUUUGGUCUUUUUUUGUGUUAUCAGUCCAAUCUUUGCAUCCCUCACCACCCCGUCUGCACAGCAGUCAUACCGAAUUACACGAUAGUCAUUAAAUUGGUGUUGUUACAGUCAUCUACUGUAUUUUCUAUUCCGACACGCCUUGUUUUUUUAAACACUAGAUGUCGCCAGUGACAAAGUCUGAAAGUGGCAUCACUGUGGUUCAAGGCUUUGAGCCAACAUGAUACAUUUUUUUUCCACAUCACUCAACCAUAAUUACAAUUGGAUGUCGCAUUUUCAGCACUGAGAUAUUUUGGAGUUGUAAUCUUUACCAAAUUAACGUCAUUUCGUUUCUUAGGACAUUUUCAGAAAUGUGAUUUUUGACAACAAAAGCAAGACUCCACGUAAGGUCUUAUUUGUUGUUCUUAGAGGAGGAGUUCUCUGGGCUGUGGACCAACACUCUUAAACUGUAAUUCUGUUUUAACGUAGAGGCUCAAUCGAGAGGCAGAGCCACAGAGCAUUUUGAGAUAGCUGAAGGUAAAACCAGAGUCCUGCACGGAGCAGGUUUUGUUUUUCAGGGUGGUGAAACUGCUUCCUCAUUUCACUCCAUUCCUUGCCUCUCAUUUAUUUCAAUUUGCACUUAAGCGAAAAUGGACGGCCGAACACUUGUAGUGUGUUCGGGGGAGCGGGAGGGGAGGGAAGGAGGGGGUGGUGGCGUGCAAAGUUGUCUUAAUCACGACUCUUUACUUUUCAUCCAUCAUCUUGUCCUCUGUUACAUUUCCAAACCUUGAAAGGUGAUAACUUUCAUGAGGAUUCCUUUGUUGUUUUUUUUUCUCCCCCCAUUGUAAUUCAAUUUUGAACCUUUUCACUUUGACGGUGAAAAUGUGACCAGAAGCAGUCAUAACACCUCUCCUCCUCUCCUUCCAUUCUCCCUCUUCCUCCCCCUCUCUUCUUUUUUGCCUUGCAGUUGCUAAGUCUUAGUUUUUUCAUGAGUAUAAAUUAAAACACUACUAUCACAGCGAAUAGUAGGCUCUUAAAUGUCUUUGAUGUUCUGCUGCAGCUUUUUUUUUUUUUUUUUUUUUUCCAAUUUGUCAGAGAUAUCUCUUUAGUUUAAUUUGACACUAAAUGUGAUGCAAAAAGUGGAAAUUCCUUGUCUUCCAAAAAAAAAAAA
Stegastes partitus (bicolor damselfish) is the source of this 5733-nucleotide messenger RNA. It is a transcript of the gene fam168a, whose product is annotated as family with sequence similarity 168 member A. The transcript has 8 exons. The record is from RefSeq and is a predicted model, not a curated record. Bases 197 to 877 code for a protein of 226 amino acids. NCBI's taxonomy places the organism in Eukaryota, Metazoa, Chordata, Actinopteri, Pomacentridae.